AUGAAAACAAAGAGCCUGUAUGAGGGUACCGGAGGGACACUUAUUACCUUUGGGAUUAUAAGCAUUUUCUCUGGAAUUUUUGCUUUCUUUCCUGUUUUUUCUUAUAAGCCUUGGUUUGCUGGCUGGAGCGUUCGAAUCGCCUGUCCCAUCUGGAAUGGAACUUUGGCUGUUAUUGCUGGUGUACUUAUCCUUUUGGCGGACAGAGGACAAACACAAAGAUCACUUUGGGAAGCUAGCUUCACCUUUGGCAUAUUGAGCAUCAUGGGCUCCCCAAUUCAAUUUGCUGUUGCAAUUGUCUCCAUCCUGCUUGGUCCAUACUGCUACUAUUCAUUUGCUGGGAUUGCAGGGACUAACUAUCUCGGUUAUGCAGUUUUGUUCCCUUUUCCCUAUGAGGAAUUUAUGUCUCUUUGCAAGGACCCACUGCACUACGAGUGGUACCAUCUGGUUCUACAAAUACUAGACCUUUGCUCAAGUUUUGUCAUGUUUUGUGCUUCUUUGGCUAUUGUGAUCAAGCUCACUGCAAGACUGCUCCAAUUUGGACAUCUAAAUGUGAGUAUUAAUCAUUAUGGGGAAGGUGGAUUACUGCCGGUAACACAGUAG
Messenger RNA from Mauremys mutica (yellowpond turtle), 600 nucleotides. RefSeq names its product transmembrane protein 212 (gene TMEM212). NCBI's taxonomy places the organism in Eukaryota, Metazoa, Chordata, Testudines, Geoemydidae. The transcript has 3 exons. The record is from RefSeq and is a predicted model, not a curated record. Bases 1 to 600 code for a protein of 199 amino acids.